This is a messenger RNA of Verticillium dahliae VdLs.17, 1023 nucleotides long. Its product is annotated as indc11. The record is from RefSeq and is a predicted model, not a curated record. The transcript has a single exon. NCBI's taxonomy places the organism in Eukaryota, Fungi, Ascomycota, Sordariomycetes, Glomerellales, Plectosphaerellaceae. Bases 1 to 1023 code for a protein of 340 amino acids. Gene Ontology annotation, molecular function: oxidoreductase activity. Gene Ontology annotation, cellular component: mitochondrion.
AUGACUCCCAUUCGCAGGGCACUCAUCUCGGGGUUUGGGGAUGCCUCCCAUGCCAAGAUCGUCACCGAGACGAUCGACGCUCCCGGGAAGAACGAGGUGCAGGUCGACGUCAUCUACUCAGGCUUCUCCGGCGCCGACAUCAACAUGCGUCUGGGCAUGUACCCGCAGCAGAAGACGGCGCCCCUAUAUCCGGGGUACUGCUUCGUUGGCCGCGUCGCCGUCAACGGUCGAAAGUCGAACAAAUUCCGACCAGGGCGACCUCGUGGGCGCCGUGACAGUGGACGAGUCGGAGGCAGACAAGAUCAACAUCGAGGAAAAGUAUCUCGUCGCCGUGCCCCCGAGCGUCGACACGCGCUCGGCGCUCGCGGCCGUGCUCGACUGGAACACGGCGUACGGUCUCGUGCACCGGGCCACGACGCUCGUGGGCCAGGGCAAGCGCAUAUUCAUCCACGGCCUCAGCGGCGCCGUGGGCUAUGCCACCCUGACGCUCUGCCUGCUCGAGGGGCGACGUCUACGGCACGGCGUCACUGCGCAACCACGAGGCGCUGCGCCGCCUGGGUGUCAUGCCGUUCGUGUACACGGACAAGGCGUGGAUGGGCGAGAUGCGGGGGCGCGGCGGCGCACACGUCGUGUACGACGCGCUCGGCUUCGAGAGCUAUGACGAGUCGUGGGAGAUUCUCGUGCGCGACGAGCCCAGUCGCCUCGUCGGUUUCGGCGGCAACCUCAACGCCGUACAGGCCGGCAGCGCCAAGCCGAGGUCGCAGCUACCGGGGACGCUCAAGCUCCUGGCCAAGAACGGGUGUCUGCGGACGAAAGCGCAGCGCGGGGUUCUACUACAUCGACCGCACCCGCGACACGUACGUGCCGGAUCUGCAGGCCGUCUUGCAGCUGCUGGCCGAAGGCAAGUUCAAAGUGCCGAUCAAGAAGAUCUGGGACCUCGACAACAUCAGAGAGCCGCACGAGCAGUGGACCAAGGUGACUGGCAUGGGCUCUUGCUUGAUCCGUGUCGACCAGAAUGCCUAG